ACUUGGCGUUCAAAAUUCAAAAUCUCAAGCAGACCAUUCUUCUUUCUCCACCCAAGCGGACGCAGAGGCAGCCAUGAGGAAGGCGCCCGCAGCGGCCCCCAAGCCCAAGCCGAGGGCGAGGGCCAAGCCCAAGGCGAAGGCCAGCCCCGACUCCCUCUCCAGCGCCACGUUGCCGUCCCGCAGCGGCGGGUCUCCCGUCGCGGUCGGCCGCGGCCUCCUCUCGCCCUCCUCGCCGGCGACGCCCAAGGCCAGGUCUCCCCUCUCCCCGUUCGCCGCAUCCACGCCGGCCUCCGUGUCCACCGUCGCCGACCUGAGGGGCCGCGCCGCCUCGAGCCUCGACUCGCUCAAGCGCCGCCUCGACGCGCUCCACGGCGACUCCGCCCGCGACCUCGAGGCCUCCCACUCCCGAAUCUCCAAGCGCAUCAAGACGCAGAGCUGCCUCAAGCUGGCCGAGGAGGCGGAGAAGGAGCGUAAGAAGAUGGACGAGAGGAUCUCCGGGCGCGCCGAGGAGAUGAAGGCAUCGUACAAGGAGUUCGUGACGGAGGUGCAGUCGUCUUCGUCUCGUGUGUCCAAGGUGACCUUCCCUGAGAUGGCAAAGUCGGUGGCCAGAGCUAUCGAUGGCAUGCGCAGUCGCUACAACAUCCCAGCUACGACAGCUUAGCAUACGGUUCAGUUCAGACUGUCUCUGCUACGUCUCUGAAUUGGUACAUGCCCUUCUCCAGAUCAACCUGACUGCUAAAUUCCUGAACUCGUGGCAGCAGAAAACUCGCACAUUUGUAAACAACAACUGUUACACUUACAUCAUACCUUUUGCUAGUCUCUUUGCGAGCGACGAUAAAACUCGUUACGUUCACUGCUCCAUGACAUUGCAUGUGUGCGUUACCACUAUCGGUAUUAUCAUAGAUACUAUAACUUGUAAGGAUAACAAUAUUGCAGAUCUGAAACACAGUUCAUGAUGCCGUAUUUGUGUUCAGAAGGGAAACCCCGUCUAUCUGGAUGGUGCUUAUAAACAUUGUUUAUACCUUGCAUUG
Triticum urartu is the source of this 1031-nucleotide messenger RNA. Lineage: Eukaryota; Viridiplantae; Streptophyta; Magnoliopsida; Poales; Poaceae. The record is from RefSeq and is a predicted model, not a curated record.